Eptesicus fuscus (big brown bat) is the source of this 2478-nucleotide messenger RNA. RefSeq names its product serine/threonine-protein kinase MARK2-like. The record is from RefSeq and is a predicted model, not a curated record. The coding region runs from base 1 to 2478 and encodes 825 amino acids. Gene Ontology annotation, biological process: microtubule cytoskeleton organization; protein phosphorylation; intracellular signal transduction. Gene Ontology annotation, cellular component: cytoplasm. Gene Ontology annotation, molecular function: tau-protein kinase activity; ATP binding; protein serine/threonine kinase activity. Lineage: Eukaryota; Metazoa; Chordata; Mammalia; Chiroptera; Vespertilionidae. The transcript has a single exon.
AUGGCUGACUUCUUUGAGGACACCUCUGCCAAUGUGGAGUGGCACAUUGGCAACUAUACAAUCCUCAGUGACAUCGGGAAGGGCUCCUUUGGCGAGGUUAGACUGGCCCGGCACAUCAUGACCAGCACGGAGGUGGCCGUGAAAAUUGUGAACUACGAAGACUAUUCAGAUGUAGCCGAAGAGAUUUAUUCACUGAAAGAGCUGAAUCACCCAAAUAUAACAACACUCUUUGAAGUGAUUAAUACCCACCAGCAAGUCUACAUGUUCAUGGAGUACGCCCCUGAGGGCACGUUACAUGAGUAUAUAAGAAAGUGCGGUCCUUUCUCCGAGAAGAAAGCGCGAGCCCCGUUUCGCCAGAUCCUGUCAGCAGUCCAUUACUGCCAUCAAAAAAACAUUGUCCACCGGGACAUAAAACCCGAGAACAUCCUUCUGGACAUGGGGCUGAAUAUAAAACUGGCUGACUUCGGGCUGAGUGAAGUGUUUAUGGGGGAAAAACUCACCACCGUCUGCGGCACCAACCCCUACAUGGCCCCAGAACUGUUCCGGCUCGAACCGUACGAGGGCCCGAAGGUGGACGUGUGGAGCGUGGGGAUCGUGCUGUACAAGAUGCUGACCGGCGUGCUUCCCUUUGUGGGCAAAGACUUACAACAGCUCACGGAAUACAUCUUGAGCGGGGUCUUUUUUAUUCCGUACUCUCUGUCAGUACCGUGCCACAAACUAUUACAAAAGAUGAUCAACACUGACGCCGGCCGAAGACCCACCCUGGGAAUCAUCAUGCGAGAUCGUUGGGUCAAUACGGGGCGGUCAUCAGUAAUGACACCCUACAUUGAACCACCCGGUGCUGACUUAGACCCCCAGGUAACACAGAUCAUGAGGACCCUGGGCUAUCAGAAGGAGGAGAUAGAAGAAUCCCUGACGGGGAAAAAAUUCAAUAAUACCAUGGGGACGUAUCGAAUUUUAAAUAUGAAACUCAACAUCGGUGCCCGCAAGAUCAAGGUGAGGCCCUGCUCCUCCUCUGAACCCAACAUGAGACUUUCCAGAGCCCAGGGGGUGUGGGCAUCAGGGAGGAAGGGCAGAGACCCUGUGACUCCACCACCGAGCCCAGAAUGCAAUGUGCCCACUCCCGCAUGCAGCCUUGAAUGGAACAGCUCCACUUCCUCGUGCAGCAUUCGGGGCAAGACCACCACGCCCGCAGGAAGCAUGCCAGGCACGACCACCACGCCCGCAGGAAGCAUGCCAGGCACGACCACCACGCCCGCAGGAAGCAUGCCAGGCACGACCACCACGCCCGCAGGAAGCAUGCCAGGCACGACCACCACGCCCGCAGGAAGCAUGCCAGGCACGACCACCACGCCCGCAGGAAGCAUGCCAGGCACGACCACCACGCCUGCAGGAAGCAUGCCAGGCACGACCACCACGCCCGCAGGAAGCAUGCCAGGCACGACCACCACGCCCGCAGGAAGCAUGCCAGGCACGACCACCACGCCCGCAGGAAGCAUGCCAGGCACGACCACCACGCCCGCAGGAAGCAUGCCAGGCACGACCACCACGCCCGCAGGAAGCAUGCCAGGCACGACCACCACGCCCGCAGGAAGCAUGCCAGGCACGACCUCUCCCGCAGGAAGCAUGCCAGGCACGACCACCACGCCCACAGGAAGCAUGCCAGGCACGACCACCACGCCCGCAGGAAGCAUGCCAGGCACGACCACCACGCCCUCGGAAAGCAUGCCAGGCACGACCACCACGCCCGCAGGAAGCAGGCCAGGCACGACCACCACGCCCGCAGGAAGCAUGCCAGGCACGACCUCUCCCGCAGGAAGCAUGCCAGGCACGACCACCACGCCCUCAGGAAGCAUGCCAGGCACGACCACCACGCCCGCAGGAAGCAUGCCAGGCACGACCACCACGCCCUCGGAAAGCAUGCCAGCCAUGACCUCUCCCGCAGGAAGCAUGAGAGGCAAAACCACCACGCCCUCAAGAAGCACCAGUUCCCCAGGGAGCCUGGAAUGGAACACCGACACUCCACCAAUUAGAGUGGAGGUGAGGAAGAUCAUCGUCCAGCCAGGCAGCGCGCACCUGGACAGGACCAGCCAGACAGGAAGCGUGCACCUGGGGAGCUCCGGCCAGCCGGGCAGUGCACAAGGGGAGAGGACCAGCCAGCGAGGAAGCACUUGCCGGGAGCCGACCAGUCAGCCGGGCAGCAGGGAAUUAAGGAGUCAGGUACUCCAUGGUGACAAUAAGAUUUUCCCUGACACCCAAAGCAGCAGCAGCCCCAGAAGCUGUGGGGGAGCCCCAGAGGGGAGAAACACUGACAAUUGUCAAGCUGGGCCAUCUAAUGAGGGGACCUCUUCCUCUGGCCAGAGACAGGGCCGGCAAGGGGUCGCAAGAAGGGUAUUUGGAUUUUUAAAAAAAUUCCUGUGUUGCACAGCAGGGCCCAGAAAAAAACGCAUAAAAAUAACACAGGUGGCACCUAUGUGA